AUGGACAGUUAUGUCGUCUUGGAUCCUGUAACUCCUCCUACAGCGACUCAUUCUUCCAGCUUUUCACCUACCUUGCUUGCCGGCCAUAGUAGUGAAAAUUGUGUAGCUGGAGAAUCAGAGGUCUUUGGUAAACCGGUUGAUGACACUGCUUUUAUAGGAUCAUCACAGAAAACAGAAGGCGUGCAGGAUCUUAACGCGGAAGCGACUAAGAGCCUUAGCAUUGCAAAGGAAUACAUUAUGGCUGCCAUUGAUCGAGUUUCGAGACGCGCUACUCUCGCAAUCUGGUCUGCUAAGUGCGAAUGGCGGACAUUGCGUCACUGUCUGGCAUAUACUUUAAUUACAUGGGAGCGGACGCUUAGACAGCAGGACGCCAGCCGUCACUUUUUCAAUGGUGACUUAUCUGAACGCCAUGCAACCGGUCUGGGCUACAUGCUGCGUGCCUCACUCGCCGCUCACGCACGUUAUGGAACUGUUGACUCAGAUCUCUUUCGUCUACCUCGGAAGCAGGCUGUUAAAGAGAGCCAUCUCGGCCCACCACAAUCUUCAUCUCUAACAGUACACAAAUCAAAUACUCUAAUUGGAGCAUCCAUUCAUUCUCCCAUUUCAAGUCAUCUCAAUAAUUUUGCUUCUGGAACUGAUUCUGAGACCAUUAAUACUGCACCUUCAUAUGAAAUCGAAAAUGCUGAUGAGGCCUGUAUGCCCUCAACUUCCAGCCAUUGUGAAUCAACGCAACAUACAGUAACGGAGCCGCCAUGGUGGUGGCAUGCAUUUUUUGAACCAAGUACUUCCGGUGAGUAUUUUAGUCAGAUUGUAGAAAUGACGACAUAG
This is a messenger RNA of Protopolystoma xenopodis, 828 nucleotides long. Lineage: Eukaryota; Metazoa; Platyhelminthes; Monogenea; Polystomatidea; Polystomatidae. The record is from the annotation of a GenBank genome assembly.